AUGAAACCGGAUCCCGUUUCGAAUUGGAGUAUAAAAGGCAGAGACGUUGCGCAUCACGCCACGAGAAUGGGAAACCUAAUGGCUGGAUUCUCAGGGACCGAAUCACCCCACCUUCAAGAUUUAUCCGUCGAAGUGAAAGCUACGCAAAACGGUCGUUGUGAGGAUAAAAAACGCGAAUUGCAUUCGCUACUAGCUCCUAGCGAAUUCCGCGAACAGGGAUGCCGAAUGGUGAACUACAUCGCAGACUAUUUAGAGAGCGCUCAUAAACUGAGAGUGUUUCCCACUGUUAAUCCGGGAUACUUGGCCCGCUUGAUACCAAAAGAGGCUCCAGAGGAACCUGAACCAUGGUCAAAGAUUAUGGAGGAUGUCGACCGUGUGAUAAUGCCUGGAAUAACGCACUGGCAACACCCUCGGUUUCAUGCCUAUUUUCCUUCCGGUACUUCCUGCCCUUCAAUGUGUGCUGACAUAUUGACCAAUGGGUUCGGAUGCAUUGGUUUCACAUGGGCUUCCAGUCCCGUGUACACCGAAUUGGAGAUUGUGAUGAUGGACUGGCUGGCCAGACUGCUUCAUCUGCCAGAAUAUUUCCUCUCAGGAGGUGAUGGAGGAGGAGUGAUCCAGGUAAGGAUUGUAUCACAUUUUAAGCAUACUUUUUCCAAGUGCACAUUUGUUGCACGCGAACAGCAUGAUCCGUCUUACAAUCUAAUUCGAUGA
This is a messenger RNA of Opisthorchis viverrini, 711 nucleotides long. RefSeq lists its product as hypothetical. The transcript is spliced from 4 exons. The record is from RefSeq and is a predicted model, not a curated record. Gene Ontology annotation, molecular function: carboxy-lyase activity; pyridoxal phosphate binding. Bases 1 to 711 code for a protein of 236 amino acids. Gene Ontology annotation, biological process: amino acid metabolic process. NCBI's taxonomy places the organism in Eukaryota, Metazoa, Platyhelminthes, Trematoda, Opisthorchiida, Opisthorchiidae.